Messenger RNA from Adineta steineri, 1212 nucleotides. Lineage: Eukaryota; Metazoa; Rotifera; Eurotatoria; Adinetida; Adinetidae. The record is from the annotation of a GenBank genome assembly.
AUGCAUAAUCAACAAUCCUAUUUAAGUGCUGGAGAAGAUGAUAUGUUAUAUGAUGAUACAACGCCGAUAACAUUUGGAGAGAAUAAAAAAUCAAAUUGUAAAACCAAUAAAAAUGAUGUACCAAUUCAAUAUCCAAAUGAGGAUAAAUUAUCAACAUUAUUUAAUACAACAGGUCGAGAAAAAAAUUCAACAGGUCCUUUAAAACAAUGGCUUUUUGAACAUCAACAUCAUCCAUAUCCAAAUGAAACUGAUAAACAAGAAUUAAUGGAAAAAACUAAAAUGUCGUUAUCACAAAUAACCGUUUGGUUUACAAAUGCUCGAGUUAAAAUGAGAAAAGAAAAUAAAUUACCAUUAAAUUUAUAUGCAAAAAAGAAAAAGAAAAAACAACAAGGCGAUUCAUUUCAUCUCGAUGAUACUUUAUCACCACCAUUUUCAGCACAAAAUUUAUCAUUCAAUGAAUUAUCAACAUCAUUUGAUAAUGAUUAUACAAGUGAUGGUAAUCACGAUGAUACAUUUACUUCGAAUACUGUUAUGGUUUGUCCAUCGAUUGAAAAACGAAUUGUUUUGGCAUAUUCUUGUUUGAAUAUCGAACAAAUUACUGAAGUUCAUCGUUUUGCAUCAUUAUUUCCAAAUCAAAUAAUAUUAUCGAACUGUGUUGAUGAACGUACAACACAUUUAAUAGCUGGAAAUGAAGAAAAAACAUUAUUAUGUCCAUUAACUAUAAAAGUAUUUCAAGCUAUUGCUCGUCAUUUAUUUGUAAUAACAUAUCGAUGGAUAGUCGAAUGUUUAAAACAAAAUCAAAUAGUUGAUGAACCUUUAUUUGAAAUACGUGGUGAUAUACCAUUUGGAGAAUAUCAUGAUGGAAUGCGUACUAGUCGAUUAGCAAAACAUAUAAAUCUUUUUCAAAAUUGUCAAUUUUUUAUUUUAUGUAACGGAUGUCAAGAGAAAAUGUCUAAGAAUGAACUUGCUUCUUUAAUUACUUUAUGUAAUGGUACACUUCUAAAUGCUCUUCCAAUAACUACACCAAAUGAUUCUUCCAUUUUAACUAUCGUUCUUUGUGAUAAAUUAAUUCCAUUUAAUUGUUCAAAUCAACAACAAUUAUUCGAAACAUCUCGUUCAAAUGGCGUUCUUUUUCUUAGUCCCGAAUGGAUACUUGAAUCAAUUGUUCAAUUUUCUUUACAACCAUAUGAUAAUUACGAAGAAAAAUUUUAA